GAUGUAAAUGUCACUGAUGUCAGCUCGAUUGCUUUGCAUGUUUUGUUUAUAAUUUUAUAAUUUUCAAUACUGGAUGCAGAUUAUUAUAAUUCUACAUAAAUUCUUUAUAUCGAGGUGUUUAUAAGUGUUGAAAGCUGUUUCUUAUUCUUGUUUAGAUCAAACAAUAAAGAUUACUGUUCAACAUGGACAAUAAAACAGCAUUGAAAAAGGUCUUUUUAUGGGACAAAGACUCGGACAGCAACAGCAUACAAGAAAGGUUGAGGCAACCCAAACUGUUCACCAAUGUUGUAAGCAAUAGUUCUCUACAAUCUAGCAGUCAGAGGAACUCAGAUAUCAUACAGGACAGCAUGCAAGCCAAUAAUAGGGAACCCCAAAUUUUCACAAGUCCCUCAACAAAUCCUUUAAGCAGAAGUACUUCACAAUCAAGCAGCCAAAACUCUAACAGCAUGCAAGCCAAAUUCAGGGAACCUACAACUUGCAACAAUGAUUUAAGCGGUAGUUCACAGUCUUCCAGCACACAAGCAAAUUUGAGACAAAGGAGGCAACCCAACAAUGUCAGAAAUCUUUCAAGCAGUUCUUCACAGUCUAGCAGUCAGUCAGGAUCGGUAACAGAGAUUACUGGGGUUCUUAAGGGAAUCCAGAAUUUGCAGUGUUCUCAAACAGGUUACCUCAGCAUACAAGAAGUUGCUGCCAAAUCAAACUUGAAAGCUGAAGCAGCUGAAUGGUUUCCACUUGGGUUUCAAUCUCCAUCUACCACAAACUCAAGCACAGACACCUAUGUAGAACCAGUACAUAAUACUAAUAGCAGUGUUCAGAGCAGGUUGCUAAAACAUAAAAUAUCAUCUGAUAAUGAGAUAGUAAACUAUUCAACUAGUGAUACAAUAUUUCAAAACAAGGAUGGUGUGGAGGAUGAUGAGUAUGAUUAUUCAUCUGAUAUGAGGAGAAUAAAACACAUCAUUGCCACCUUGACAAAAGAUCCAGGACAAUUUGAUAAUUUAUUGGAGAUAUUUUUGGAAACUCUAAUGCCACAUUUGGAAGACAUUACUCCCAUUUCAAUUAUAACACAAACUUUAUUGGAUGAGGCACUCACACACCCAAAUUUCAGAUAUACUGGUGCCAAAUUAUGUUGGUAUAUAGAACAGGCUUCUCCUGAAUUCAGAGCAGAAUUACACCUGAGGUGUAACAAAAAAAUUGAAGACAGUCCUGAUAUCCAAAAUGUCUCACUAUUUAUUGCAGAACUAUAUACCCAAUUACCACAUCUCAAUAUAUAUGGUGCACUUCUCAUCAGAUCAUUUGGAAAAUUAUUUGAAAAAGGUGGAAAUGAUGAUAUCAAGUGUAUCUGUCAGGCACUUAAGUUGACAGGAUACUCUCUAGAGCACAGUAAUAGUAAGGAACUGGAUGGCAUUUUCAAGAAACUGAGGGAGGUGAAAAGUUCUGUCAGUGGAACAGCUUUAACACUGUUGAAUUCCGUACUGACCUUGAGAUCAACAAACUGGGGGCAUACUAGUGAUGUAUCUGAGUCCGAAAACGAAGGAGAUUUUUUCGAAUAUGAAGAUGUUCAUCAUGAUACUGUAUUCUACAAUACAGAUGGUGAAGUACUUACCAAAGAAGAAAAUGAAUUCAUUGUUGCCCAUAUGAAUUAUUCUGAAGAAUUGAGUGAUUAUUCAGAUCCUGAUGAUUUGUGUGACCCUGAAGCAGAAAUGGACGAAGAAAUCCAAGCAGCUUUCAAAGAAUUUGUUAAACUCGGUAAUAAACAGUAAUGUUAAAGAUUCAUUGGGGUUGAUUUCAUUAUCAAUGGACACAAUGUUCAGUGCAUUAAGUAGACUCGAAAAAUAUUUAUUACACCAAAAUUCAUGUUAUAUUUUUUAAUUGCACUUCAAGAAACAAUGUUAUGUUUAGGUCGUCAAUAGUCUUUUGUCAUAUUUAUUAUUUGUUUUUUACAUUGUCUAUCUAAUGUUCUGACUGAUGUAUAUUAUAUAUGUAUGUAGGAACAAUAUAUACCCUGUUGUCAUU
This is a messenger RNA of Phaedon cochleariae (mustard beetle), 2013 nucleotides long. The record is from the annotation of a GenBank genome assembly. Lineage: Eukaryota; Metazoa; Arthropoda; Insecta; Coleoptera; Chrysomelidae.